CUCGGAGGCGGCCGCGAUGCUCCCCUCCUCGCAGGAGUCGCUGGAUGGAGAUGAAAAGGAGCUAGAGAGCAGCGAGGAGGGUGGCUCCGUCGAGGAGCGGAGACUCGAGCCGCCUCCCAGCAGCCAUUACUGUCUCUACACCUACCGCGGAAGCAGAUUAGCACAGCAACGAGCGGACAGUGAUGAUGGAAGCACAAAUGACACAAGUGCCGAAACUCCCUCUGGUGAUGAUUUCAGCCUCUCCUUGGUGGAUACUAAUCUACCGUCUGAAGUGGAACCAGAACUGCGCAGUUUCAUUGCUAAGCGUCUUUUGAAGGGAGCUGUCUUUGAAGGGCUGGGUAAUGUUGCAUCUGUGGAGCUGAGAAAUCCGGGUUACCGAGUUGGUUGUUAUUACUGCCUUUUCCAACAAGAAAAACUGCUUCCUGAAAUAACAACAAUGGACUGUGAACAUAACCCUGCAGAGUACGUGGUCUGUUUUUUAGGAGGUUCUGAAAAAGGACUUGAGCUUUUCAGGCUUGAAUUGGACAAGUACAUUCAAGGGCUGAAAAAUGACAUGAACUGUGAGGAAAGGGGCCUGGAGAACCACAUAAAGUCUUAUCUGAGCAGCUGGUUUGAGGAUGUUGUGUGCCCAAUCCAAAGGGUGGUUCUUCUCUUUCAGGAGAAGCUUACCUUUCUGCUACAUGCUGCUUUGAAUUAUACUCCUGUUGAAGUUAAGGAAUCAGAUGAAAAAACAAAGAGAGACAUUAACAGGUUUCUGAGUGUGGCCAGUCUUCAAGGACUUAUUCAUGAAGGCACUAUGACAUCUUUGUGCAUGGCCAUGACGGAGGAGCAGCAUAAGUCUGUGGUCAUUGAUUGCAGUAGCUCCCAGCCUCAGUUCUACAAUGCAGGAAGCAACCGGUUUUGUGAGGAUUGGAUGCAGGCUUUUUUAAAUGGUGCUGAAGGGGGUAACCCUUUUCUUUUCCGACAAGUACUGGAGAACUUUAAACUAAAGGCCAUACAAGACAUAAACAAUUUGAAGAGAUUUAUCCGACAGGCAGAAAUGAAUCAUUAUGCUUUGUUUAAAUGUUACAUGUUCCUAAAGAACUGUGGUAGUGGAGAUAUCCUUUUGAAGAUUGUUAAAGUGGAACAUGAAGAAAUGCCUGAAGCCAAAAAUGUGGUAGCUGUUCUUGAAGAAUUCAUGAAAGAAGCACUUGCCCAAAGUUUUUGAUCAUAUGUUUUGAGAUAAUUGUAAUAAUGUGAAGCUGUGUACAGUGUCCAAGCCUUAGUGUUUGAAAUUGCAGUUGUUAUCAUUGUUCAUAGGAUUGCUAUUGAAGAUUAUUUGAAACUCAUUCCAGAUUUUUUUUUUUUUUGACUUUUAAAAUUUAACUUAAUUGAACAUAAAAAUCUGAGGUGCAUCUUCACUGAGUCCUAAAUAGAUAUGCUGUUGGAGUUGUGGAGUUUUAGUAUAUCUCUAGUCCCGUAAAUUCUAGACUUCAGGAAGGUGUUGCUUUAAAAAACUUUAGAGUUGAUUUUGUGGCUUCUCUCAGGAGUUUGUUGCAGUAUUUAGCACCUUUUUUCCCCAGAAAAAUCAUCAUACUUCUUUCUCAAUGGAUUGUAGCUUCUUUUAAAAAAUCUGAUCCUAGUUUUAGGACACUACACCAUUUCAAAGACAGAUCUGUGCAUCCUCUGGGCACCUGAUACAUUUUUUUGUUUGAUUGUUAAUGGCAUGGAUGAUGAAGCCAGCUUUUAAGUCAAUAUGUAAAUAAAUCAUAAAUGUGUAAGAAAUUAAAUGAGCUUUAAAAAUAGAUGCACUAGUUUCAAUAUAAAAUACCAUCUUUGAUGGAAAGCUACCACAGAAGUGGCCCCCAUCACCACAUUUCUUUAUUCACUUGGUCACAGGUAUUUGCCAAGAGCCUGUAUUUUCUUUUUUCUAUUAAAUGAAAAUGUUGGAGUUUUUAAAGUGUUAGAAAAGAAACAAAGUACAUAAACUUUGCAAGCAAACCGUAACAUAAGGAAUGCAGAGAUUCUUCAUAUCAGAGUUACUCACUGAUUUUAGUUUUUUGUGCAUUUGUUACAAGCCUCAGAUUGUCUUACUGUGAAUCGAUUGAAAGUGCCCUCAGCUAGUCAUUUAUAAUUCCCAUGGAAGCCAAAUGUAGCUGCAUACGUAUGCUAGUAACUUGUUCUGCAUAGCUCUUUAAUAAAUUCAGUUGAUAAUGAUUUUUGUUUAGAAGAUCAGAAGUCUUGUGUUCUCACUGCUCUCAGAAUGCUCAGAGGAAUACAAGCCUGUAAACUGAGGAAUCCUCUCUUAAAUGGACCUAAAUUCACCUUAACUGCUGAGUUUGGAAUUUCAGAAUGACUGACAAUAGCUUUCUGCUCUCUCCUGCAUAAGUCUAGGGACAUGAUUCACCAAAUCAUUUCUUUUUCUUUAAUGAGAAAUACAAUUCAGGAUCUUCAUAAAUGCUUUCAUAUGGUUUUAAACUUUAAUAACUUGGAUUAUAGGCAAUAUAGAAACAAAUCUAAGUGGGGUUUUUUUGUAGUAUUAAAUUCAGGAUGACUAUGGGAAAUCAGUAAUUUUAUGACACUACCCUUGAAUCCAACUCUUUUUAAUGUGCUUGGUUGCUCACUUGGAAAUAAGCAACAUUAGGACAUCAACAUUUUGAGUCUGGAAAACAUAUUUUUCAUUUUCAAAUUCAUACGUCAUUCAAGAGUCUAUGUUGUAAUUUGCAAUUAAAAGCAAAUGUAUUACCUGCUUCAAAUCAUUUAUGGAUACAGGCAAGGUAUAAUUAUGUAUUCUCUGUGUGUUUGUAUAUAUUUUUUGUAAUGUAGGCUCACUAUAUUACACAGUUGUAUACGAUAGUCUUAUUUUACUUUUUUUUUUUUUUUUUUUUUUUUGUCUUUUUCGUGACCGGCACUCAGCCAGUGAGUGCAGCGGCCAGUCCCAUAUAGGAUCCGAACCCGCGGCGGGAGCGUCGCCACGCUCCCAGCGCUGCACUCUCCCGAGUGCGCCACGGGCUCGGCCCCGAUAGUCUUAUUUUAAAAAAUAAGCCAUGACAAACUGUAUAUCAGUACUAUAGACAAGGAAAAUGGUGUCAGAAUUGAAUAUCGUUGGUCGUGAGAAGAAACUCGGAGCUCAUGACCAGAAACAUGUACCAUAUUCAAAUUUUAAUAAGCUAAUGUAUUAACGUUUAAAAUUUUAAAAAGGAUUUGUUCAGACAUGGAAUUAAUUUAUGUAUUAU
Molecule: messenger RNA, 3215 nt
Organism: Cynocephalus volans (Philippine flying lemur)
Lineage: Eukaryota; Metazoa; Chordata; Mammalia; Dermoptera; Cynocephalidae
Gene: C10H17orf75
Product: chromosome 10 C17orf75 homolog
Exons: 10
Coding region: 17-1207 (396 amino acids)
Cellular component (GO): trans-Golgi network
Source: RefSeq, a predicted model, not a curated record